Molecule: messenger RNA, 1875 nt
Organism: Wallemia ichthyophaga EXF-994
Lineage: Eukaryota; Fungi; Basidiomycota; Wallemiomycetes; Wallemiales; Wallemiaceae
Exons: 2
Coding region: 1-1875 (624 amino acids)
Biological process (GO): phosphatidylinositol dephosphorylation
Cellular component (GO): endoplasmic reticulum
Molecular function (GO): phosphatidylinositol-4-phosphate phosphatase activity
Source: RefSeq, a predicted model, not a curated record
AUGUACGAUAAAUUGAGACUCCUGUCUUCCAAACAAGCGUACACUCUCGAGCCUCUCAGUGGCACUGGACAGUCACUCACCAUCGAUAGAGCUACUCGUGAAUUAAAUCUAGUAAACUCGCCCAAGGAUGUACACAGUGAUGUUGAUAGCGUCAUCACACUAUACGGUAUACUCGGUAUUAUUCACCUCUCCACUACUCCGUUCCUCAUUGCUAUCAGCGACCGUGAACUCGCUGGUACAAUCAAUGGCUGUGAUGUUUACAGAGCCACUGACUUUAAAAUGUUCCCUAUAGACCGCUCUUCCACUCUGUCUGAAAUCCUUAAACAUCCCGUCGACGGUGUUUUACUAGGUCUACUCAAAGAUCACUUUAGAGACGGUAACUUCUUCUUUUCUCAUUCUUUCGACGUUACAAGCAGUUUACAGAGGCAGCAACGACACAACCAAGGGCCACUCCAUCACAGAUCGGACGAUCGCUUCUUUUGGAACAAGUUCCUUCAAAUGCCUUUGCUGGAAUCUGAGCUUGAUCUCAGCAAAUUUAUCCUCCCUGUCAUCUACGGCUUCCUCGAGAUUAAGCCAACGAGUAUCUUCGGUCAACCCCUCUCCAUUACCCUGAUUGCAAGAAGAUGCAGAUACAGAGCAGGUACUCGUUAUUUUAGCAGGGGUAUAGAUAGUCAUGGAAAUGUUUCAAAUUUCAACGAAACUGAGCAGAUUGUACAAAUCGGCAAUAAUACUCUCUACUCACACGUACAAUGCAGAGGUUCUGUGCCUAUUUAUUGGUCAGAGAUCAACACUCUCAGAUACAAGCCUGAUCUUCAAAUAAUGGACUUACCUCAGAUAACUGAGUCUCUCAGACUACACCUCAGCUCACUCGUUGACCACUAUGGCAAGGUCACCUGCAUCAACCUUGUCAAUCAAAAGGGUUAUGAAAAGCCAGUUAAGGAGUGGUUCGAAGCUGCGCUUGACAAGAUUGACCACCCCAACACUGAUUACUUGUACUUUGACUUCCACAGCGAAUGCAGCAAGAUGCGUUGGGACAGAAUCCAGAUCCUGAUUGAUCGCCUAGAUGAUGACCUAAAAGCACAAGGCUAUUUCAAGAAGGAUGCUCAAACCGUAUCUAAUACCCAACAGAGUGUCUUCAGAACCAACUGCAUGGAUUGUCUCGAUCGCACCAAUGUAGUACAGAGCGCAGUGGCUAGAGUUGUACUCACUGCACAGCUCGCUGACGCUAAUUUGAUCGGACCUAGCGAUCAGCUCAGUGAUGAUAUUGGAUUCAAUUAUCUCUUCAGAAAUAUCUGGGCUGACCACGCAGAUGCUGUCUCCGUCACUUACAGCGGCACGGGCGCACUCAAGACCGACUUCACCCGCACAGGUAGACGUACACUCCAAGGAGCGUUCUGGGAUUUAGUCAACAGCAUAACGAGGUACAUUAAAAACAAUUACUACGACGGCAGUAGACAGGAUGCGUUUGAUUUUGUGCUCGGCGCUUGGUCACCUCGUGUGUCAAAUCCACGUGCUGUGAUCAAAGACGACAGGUCUGCAAUAACGAAAGCCGUGCCUUAUGUACUGACAUAUUCACUCCUCGUGCUCAUUUCGGGUGUUGUGUUGCCGAAAGAGAGAGGAAGAUCACUGCUUACGUUCUACCUCCUCUUCUCUAACCUCGUCGCACUCUCGUCCGUGUACCUAGUCGCGAACGGCAGGGAGUACGUCGCAUGGCCUAAACUCAACCCUCUAGACAGUAUCAUCAACUAUAAAGGACCGGGUUAUAGAGGCGCCAUGCACGGUAGAGGCUUCGCUUGGGGCGUUGGAUCUAGCGGCUUGCGCAGCCAGAGUGCUUCCUCUGUCGAUGAGAUCGAGAUGGGUAAGAAGGCUAGUUAG